AUGGCUAACUGCAAGCCUGUUUCUACUCCGGUGGAUGGCAACCCCAAGCUCUCUGCUGAUGGGGUUCCUGUUCAGGAUGCUACUGAUUUCCGGAGUCUUGCUGGCGCCUUACAGUACCUCACUUUCACUCGGCCGGACAUCGCUUAUGCUGUUCAGCAGAUCUGUCUGUACAUGCAUGAUCCACGGGAGCUGCAUCUCCCUGCUCUCAAGCGGAUUCUCAGGUACAUCCGUGGGACAUUGCAUAUGGGUCUGGUCCUUCGGCCUUCUUCCUCAGCCGAGUUGGUGGUCUACUCCGGCGCAGAUUGGGCGAGAUGUCCCGAAACGCGCAAGUCCACCUCGGGCUUCACUGUGUUUCUUGGGGACAAUCUGGUCUCAUGGUCCUCCAAGCGGUAG
Molecule: messenger RNA, 393 nt
Organism: Panicum virgatum (switchgrass)
Lineage: Eukaryota; Viridiplantae; Streptophyta; Magnoliopsida; Poales; Poaceae
Exons: 1
Coding region: 1-393 (130 amino acids)
Source: RefSeq, a predicted model, not a curated record